This is a messenger RNA of Nematocida ausubeli, 1428 nucleotides long. RefSeq lists its product as uncharacterized. The coding region runs from base 1 to 1428 and encodes 475 amino acids. Lineage: Eukaryota; Fungi; Microsporidia. Gene Ontology annotation, molecular function: metal ion binding; ubiquitin protein ligase activity. The record is from RefSeq and is a predicted model, not a curated record. The transcript has a single exon. Gene Ontology annotation, cellular component: HULC complex; nucleus.
AUGGAAAAAAGAAGAGCUGGUGUGCCCCCUUUGAAGAAAAUAGCAUACGACGCAACCGCAUCGGGAGAAAGUAACUGGUGGGACGAGGCAGAGACUGCAGCAAUCGAACAAAGAAAAGUAGAUGCAAUAUUUUCCCAAAUGGAAGAGUACAAGAAAGUGGCUGAAGAAGCUGUAAACGAAAAGCAAAGAAUACAAGAGAUAAAAAUAGAUGAACUUCUGUCGUCCGUACAGGGCACAGAGGUGGGUGCCUCGGAUGCGUGCGAAAUGGUCAAGACUGCAGUUCUUAACUGCCGGGAGCAUCUUUUUACAAUCUCACAGCUCAGAAAACGAGCGGCGCAGAUGAAGGAGAUUCCGCAGAAAGAGAAGCCGUCGAUUUCGAAAGACGAAAUAACAGGAUAUAUUGAGCGGGUGGAUGCAUUAGAGAAUCAAGUGCACGCGCUUAUCAGCAAAUGCCCACCAAACUAUACAAAGCUAGCGAAAACACUUGAGCAAGAGAACAAGGAGCUAUUUUUAAGCAUUGAAGAGCUAACAAAGAAAAUAGAAAGUCUCCUGCAGAAAGAGCAGAGUGUGCGGCAAGAAAUGCAGGAGAUGCAGCAGAGCAUGGUGAGUGCGUCUGAAGCAGCAGAGGCCAAACAGCGCGUGCUCCAGAAAGAGAGCAAGCAGUCUGCAGACGAGAAGAUUAUUCUUCAAAAACGAGUAGAUGAGCUGUAUCUGGCUCUAGAGACACUUAACUCUACGAUUGUGGAUAGAGCAAGGGAUCUAGAGAAUACAGUAGAUAACAAGAUAGACUGUGUGAAUGACUGCCAUCUGAAAAUAAAAGAGCUGCAGGAUAAAGAAAUAGAUAGACUUGAAGAGGUUGCAUUUCUUGUGCGAAAAUACAUUGACACAGGAAAAAAGAAUGACUCUCUUCUUCUUGAGCUAGCAGAAGUACAAAAUGAACUUAAAUUAGAAAGGGACCGGCCGACAGCAGAGUGCACCGAAAAGACUGCUGUGCCAGACACACAGAAAAUCGAGGAAGAGAUGCAUGCCCUGCGAAGAGAACUUGAAAGAAGCCAGGUGGACUAUCUUGAAAGGAAGGCCUCCGCGCACUAUCAUAAAAGAAAGGCUGUUCAGUACGAGGCCGAUCUUGCACUAGCGAAAAAGACUGCUGCGUCUUUGGAGGCAGCAAAUAAGGCCCUCCAUGAUAGACUUCAAAUACUUCAGAAUAGCACAAAGACAGUGUUUUCUUCGGAAACAGACAUAGAGCUGUACCAGCGCAUGAUUAGAUGCAGUGUGUGCUGCACAAACAUAAAAGAUGUAGCACUUAAAAGGUGCAUGCAUCUAUUGUGCAGAAGCUGCAUUGAUAGUCGCAUGGCAAGCCGGCAGAAGACAUGUCCACUAUGUGGCACAACCUGCACUCCAAGUGAUAUUGUAAGUGUCUAUUUGUAG